CGUAAUUUUAGAAUUUAUAUAAAACCAUUAAAACACUCUAAUGAAUUGUUUAUUUCAUCAUCACGAAUAAUAUUUUUUUUUAAUAUUAAUUCUUAUUCUAAUUAAUACAUGAGUGAAUUAGUUGGAACAUGGAAAUAUCUUGAAAGUUCUAACGUGGAAGAAUUGUCCAGUGAACUAGGAACUCCUAAUGAAUUAUUCGAUACUGCCAAUAAAAUGAGACCAAAUAUGAUCAUAGAUUUGGAUGAUAAUGAAGUACGCAUAAAAAUGAUGAUCUGUGAUCAAGAAUUGGAUCAAUCAUUUGAAUUAGGUCAAGAAGUUGAAGAAUUAACAUUUGAUGGACGAAUUGUUAGAGCUAUUGUAACCAUUGAAUCAGACAAGAAAAUGGUACAUGUACAAAAACACGGCUUCACGGAAACUGUUAUCACCCGCGAAGUUGAUGGUGACACACUGAUGACAACAAUAAAAUCUCAACAACAUGUAGCGACUAUCAAAUAUCAACGUGUUUAACUUGAUCAUUGGUUAAUGUUGAAAUUCUACUAUUUAAUACUCGAAAUAAAUGAAUAAUUCGAUAAAUGUUACCUUUCAGUUUACUAAUUGCUUAUAAUGUUUUGUUUAUACUUUACAAUUACUGUUCAGUAAAUGUACGUUUG
Molecule: messenger RNA, 650 nt
Organism: Schistosoma turkestanicum
Lineage: Eukaryota; Metazoa; Platyhelminthes; Trematoda; Strigeidida; Schistosomatidae
Source: the annotation of a GenBank genome assembly